Molecule: messenger RNA, 1801 nt
Organism: Trichogramma pretiosum
Lineage: Eukaryota; Metazoa; Arthropoda; Insecta; Hymenoptera; Trichogrammatidae
Product: sialin-like
Exons: 3
Coding region: 113-1603 (496 amino acids)
Biological process (GO): transmembrane transport; monoatomic anion transport
Molecular function (GO): transmembrane transporter activity
Source: RefSeq, a predicted model, not a curated record
AAUUGUACAUAUCGUAACAUUGACAUUGUAAUUUUCUUCAUUCAAAAGUGCGUAAGAAAAGGAUUGAGCGAGGUAUAAGUCUUAUUGAAGAUUCGACACCAUAAGCAAAAAGAUGUUAUCAACGUGGAGAAGCUGUUGUUUUAACGUGCCACAAAGAUGGCUAUUCGUCUACAUGUCUUUUAUCGCCGUGAUGAUGGGCAAUUCCAUCAGAGUUAUAUUGUCGAUUACAAUCACCAGUAUGGUUUACCCCUUGCACGAAGUUCAUACCUACAUCGAUAACACAUGUCAAGGACCUCAUCAAACUGUCGUGAAAAAUAUGACAUCGUCAGUGGAUACAAUAUAUAAUUGGGAUGAAUACACUCAAGGUAUCAUCCUAUCGUCGUAUUUUUGGGGCUAUGCAGCCACACAAAUUCCUUUCGGAAGACUCGCCGAACGACUUGGUGGAAAAUACAUAUUUGGCAUGAGCAUCUUCGUCCCGUCGAUCUUGACGUUCCUGAUGCCGAUCGGCAUCGAGUGGGGCGAAUCCACGGCUUUGAUAGUGCUCCGCAUGCUCAUGGGUGUGGCGAGCGGUGCCAUGUUCCCGGCCUGCAGCACGCUAAUAUCGUACUGGUCGGCACCCGAGGAGCGCACCAAGAUGUGCACCAUCAUUUUCGCAGGUGCCAUAGCCGGCACGAUUCUCGGCACGACGAUGCCGGCCGUGAUAAUACGCUACUCCGGCUACGGCUGGCCGGCCGUCUUCUACUGGUUCGGAAUCAUCGGCAUGGCUUGGUUCCCCUUCUGGAUCUUUUUCUGCUACAACAGUCCCGAGGAGCAUCCGUUCAUAAUGCAGCAGGAGUUGGAUUAUCUGCGAGAGAGCCUGAAGCAGCAAAAGUCGAAAAAAUCAUCACCAGCUCCGUGGGCGAGUAUAUUAAAAUCGAAGGAAGUCUGGGCGUUCGUUGUCGCGUUGUGCGGGUGUGAUUGGGCAUACUUCACUGUGGCCACCGAUUUACCAAAGUACAUGAGCAGUGUCGUCAAGUUCAGCAUCGAGGAUAACGGCUACCUGUCCUCCCUGCCAUACUUGAGCAUGUGGAUCGGCUCAUUCUUCUGCUCUUGGCUGCUCGAUAAAAUCGUGAAAAAGCAGUGCUUGUCGCUGACCAAUGCUCGCAAAGUCUUCGCAGCGAUAUCGCUCAUGGGGCCGGGAGUAUUCUUAGUCGCCGCCUCGUACGCCGAGUGCAAUCAGAUGCUCGUGGUCGUCAUGUUCGUUCUCGGAUUGACUUUUAUGAGCGCAGCUUAUCCCAGCAUCAUGGUGAAUAAUUUAGAUCUGAGCCCAAAUUUCGCUGGCACCUUGAUGGCGUUGGCCAAUGGAAUUGCUGCUCUAGGGGGUAUACUCACGCCAUACGUAGUGGGUAUUUUGACGCCGCAUCAAACCAUCGGGGAGUGGCGAUUUGUAUUCUGGAUUGUUUUCGGCGUCGCCACCUGUGCAACUGUAUACGUUUUGAUUUUCACCAGUACGGAAGUGCAAUCAUGGAACGAACCACAUAUGGUUGACAAUGAUCUUGAAAAAAAUGUGUCAGAAAAAGAAUACGAGUGUGCCAAGAAAAUUGAUGAAGAGAUUGCACGAUAAAUAACUCUUUUCUUCCAACAAAUAAUGACUUUUUAAAGAGUGACUGAUAAAAACAUGUAUGCAAUGUGAGAUUUGUGAAUAGAAACACUUUUAAUUAAUUUUAGUUCCUAGUCAAUGUCCAAGUAUACUGAUUAAUCAUUUGAACAUUUUUAUCAUAAAAUUUCAUUGAUUUGUCAAAAAUAAUUUUAUUUUUUACGA